AUGGCGAUGGAGAUGAGGCUUCCAGUGGCCCGUAAGCCUCUUACUGAGAGCCUGAGCCGCGGUUCUAAGAAACACCUGGUGGUGCCGGGAGACACGAUCACUACGGACACCGGCUUCAUGAGGGGCCAUGGGACGUACAUGGGAGAAGAGAAGCUGAUCGCAUCUGUGGCUGGCUCUGUGGAGAGAGUAAACAAGUUGAUAUGUGUAAAAGCUUUGAAAACCAGAUACAAUGGUGAAGUAGGAGACAUUGUUGUGGGGAGAAUCACAGAGGUUCAGCAGAAGAGAUGGAAGGUGGAGACGAAUUCCCGGCUGGACUCAGUCUUGCUUCUCUCAUCCAUGAAUUUGCCUGGAGGAGAGUUGAGGAGAAGGUCUGCAGAAGAUGAGCUUGCCAUGAGAGGGUUCUUGCAAGAAGGGGACCUUAUCAGUGCUGAGGUCCAAGCAGUGUUCUCUGAUGGAGCUGUCUCUCUGCACACAAGGAGCCUGAAAUAUGGAAAACUAGGUCAGGGGGUUUUGGUCCAGGUUUCGCCCUCCCUGGUAAAACGGCAGAAGACUCACUUCCAUGACUUGCCAUGUGGUGCCUCGGUGAUUCUGGGUAACAACGGCUUCAUCUGGAUCUACCCGACACCAGAGCACAAAGACGAGGAUGCCGGGGGCUUCAUCGCCAACCUGGAACCUGUCUCUCUUGCUGACCGAGAGGUGAUAUCCCGGCUUCGGAACUGCAUCGUCUUGCUGGUGACUCAGAGGAUGAUGCUGUAUGAUACCAGCAUCCUGUACUGCUAUGAGGCCUCCCUUCCCCAUCAGAUCAAAGACAUCUUAAAACCAGAAAUAAUGGAGGAGAUUGUGCUGGAAACUCGCCAGAGGCUUUUGGAACAGGAGGGCUGAGGAGAGGCUCCUGAAGAUGGGACUGUGUAUCUCACUGGAGCUGUUUUUGGAAGUGGCCAAGAGUCAGUGGUCGAGGAGGAUCUGACAAACUCAUUACCCAUCUGUAUCACUGCCACAAGGCUGCCUCCAGCCCACAGGCCUGCGCUCUCUUGUUCUAAGACAUCCUGGGUGGAAGUGAACGGUGCUUCUGGCUCCUUGGGUCCUGGCCAAGUUCCCGCACAAGGGGAUGGUUUCUGGUCUUUUGGAGCACCCAGUUUCCCAGUCAAAUGACCUCCCAUACUGGAAUAAUAUGGAGAAUUCUUUGUCUUCCACUCACCAUCCUCACAGAGUCACAAGGGCCAUGAAAUAGCCCCAUAGAAAACAUGGCAUCCCUGACUCCCAAAUGGUCUGUUUUGGCUUCUACUCCAUCUCCUUUAAACUGCAAGUGUGUUAUUGAAGAAUGCAGUUGGUAAAAUUAGCCCAGAAGUCAAAUAGAAGAAUAAAGUGGCCUUUUGCUUGGUUGGAAUCUCAUUUCCCAUUGCAUGUUCCUUGCAAUGGUAGGUUGGAAGAAUCCAUACCGGGCUGCUUUACUUUGUCCCGCCUGUGAGGUCGGUUUGUAAGAAGCUGAGAGUGAGUGUUCUGGAGCCACUGUAUGUUUGGGUGUUCUAGUAAACGUGGAGAAAACCCUAAGGAAAAUGGAGAUGGGAAAAGCAAAGCCAUUUUCUUCCUGUAAUUGAAGUAGUGAUGCGUUAACUUGUGAAUAUUCUAGGGCUAAAAGAUAAAAAUAAGAUAGUAAACUUCUGAGGAAUGUUAGCAUUCCUGUGCCUGUUUUUCUGAUGACUAUUUAAAAAUGGUACUUGGCUCAGGUGUUGGGAGCAUUUUUUAAAGGCACCAUGUAUGCAGCUACUGUCGUAUUUCCCAUCUGUGAAGUACUGAGGAAUGCUUUGGUACUCUAGACUGUCUUCAUGUUCGUUUGUGCUCCUGGGUUCUGGGUAAUGAGUGGCUGAAUACAGUUGGAGGAGGGCUCAGUAGCAUAGCUGCCUUCAGGACAAACCUAGGACGGCUUCAGUGGUAGUAACUUUGCAUUCUACAGUUUUGAAAUACAGUUGGGGUCAUUUUCAUCACGUAGUAUGUUUCUUUGUAACAUUAGUUGAUAGACCACUUUUUAAUCUCAUUUUUGUUUUAGCCAUUCACCUGUUUUGAGGAAUUUGCAGUCAGUUGAAUAUUCCAUAGGCAAUGUUUGCAACUUUAGGUCGGCUCACCUGUCAUGUUUUUGAGAAGUUUCAGGCUGUAUACUCUUUUUGUUGUUAUUUUUGGUGGCACUGGGGUUUGAAUUUGGCCUCACACUUGCAAAGCAGGUGUUCUUACCACUUGAGCCACUCCACCAGCAUCAGGCUGUGUACCUCUUGAAAGAAGAAAUGAAUGGAAUGAGGAGUGGGAUUCAUCCUCGCCAGGUUUCUCCCAAGCUGCAGUCCAAACUCUUUUAUUCAGUAUCUGCUGAAUAAAGAAUCUGCCAUACAAAGAUCAGAGUGCCUGCUUUCUGUGGCCCACUAGAGGGCGCCCUUGUUAAGUAAUUCCAGCAGGCUGAGAAAUGAGAUAAGAUGAAAUUCUUACACUGUCACGGAGCCUUGCUUUAUAAAAGUGAGAACAAGCUGAACCACUUUUAAUAAAGUUUAUAUGAGCUUUAGGAGGUUUCUUUCAACAUUGGGUAACAUUUCUAUCAGUCAUUUGCUGGGUUCUAGAUUGUAGUUUUAAAAGUAUCAUUCUACAGUGUUACACAAGGAUUUAAAAGCUACAGUGGGUCUCUAGAAAAAAAGUCUGGCCUUGGAACUCACUUAAAAGUAGAAAAUGAGAUUAGAGACAA
Messenger RNA from Castor canadensis (American beaver), 2725 nucleotides. It is a transcript of the gene Exosc2, whose product is annotated as exosome component 2. Gene Ontology annotation, cellular component: nuclear exosome (RNase complex); cytoplasmic exosome (RNase complex). Lineage: Eukaryota; Metazoa; Chordata; Mammalia; Rodentia; Castoridae. Gene Ontology annotation, biological process: poly(A)-dependent snoRNA 3'-end processing; nuclear-transcribed mRNA catabolic process, deadenylation-dependent decay; CUT catabolic process. Gene Ontology annotation, molecular function: RNA binding. The record is from RefSeq and is a predicted model, not a curated record.